Gopherus evgoodei (Goodes thornscrub tortoise) is the source of this 6701-nucleotide messenger RNA. RefSeq names its product zinc finger protein 362 (gene ZNF362). The transcript has 8 exons. Gene Ontology annotation, cellular component: nucleus. Gene Ontology annotation, molecular function: RNA polymerase II cis-regulatory region sequence-specific DNA binding; DNA-binding transcription repressor activity, RNA polymerase II-specific. Gene Ontology annotation, biological process: central nervous system development; negative regulation of transcription by RNA polymerase II. Bases 1361 to 2662 code for a protein of 433 amino acids. The record is from RefSeq and is a predicted model, not a curated record. NCBI's taxonomy places the organism in Eukaryota, Metazoa, Chordata, Testudines, Testudinidae.
CUGAGGCACAGAGCAGGACAGUGACUUGCCCAUAGUCGCACAGUAGUCAGUGGGAGAGCCAGGAAUGGAACUAGGAGUUCUGAUGUCUAGUCCUCUGUCAUAACCACUGGAUCAGUCUCUUGGGUAGGGUGAGAACUUGUGGAGGGUGUGAGGGGGUGGGGAGAGAGAAGAGACUGAGCUGAUGGAUGGAGUGCAGAGAAAAGGCUGCAAGAAAGGCGUUGGCAGUGCCAGGGGCAAACCUGCUUUGGGAUAUUCGGAGGCCUGGCUCUGGCUGGGAGCUGGUCACGGGAGCCCAGUGCUGCUGUGGAGGGGACUGGGGCAGUAGCCCGCUUGUCUGCCCACUUGUCUGUGGUAUUGCUGCUGGCUUCCGGGGCUCUUCUUCACCCAGCUGUGCCCACAGCAGGGGGCAAACGGGAGCAUCUUUGGGAGCUGACAGGUGGUGCUUUGAGCACGUGGCAUAUUAAUGGAGCAUGAUCAGUGAGUUAGCCCAGUUCCGAAUCCCAGAGAGAAGCUGGACCAGUGUUUGUUCAGACCUGGCAUCUCAACGUCUCCACAGAGAUGGGAGUCCAGAUUCCAUUCCCCUAGCCCUACAGUUUUACAUCCUCCCUUCUUUCGCUGGACUGGCUGUGGCCUGGGGUUGCUGGUCACUAGCAACUCAGUAGGUGGCCCACCCCCACCCCUCCGGAGCACUGUGCUGCAGGAAAUCGCGUUGGCUUCUCUGAGUCUGUGAUGACCAGCUCCUGCAUGGUGCACGGGGAUUCUCUAUUAGCACAGGGGCUGACUUUUGCAUGGCAGGCUAAGUUCUGACUCCUUCUGGCUGUCAAAAAUCCCAUGGCAUUUUCCUCAAGAGUCCAGGUGUCCUGGCCAGACUGCAGCUGGGAUAGUUUCUCCCUGCCUCCCUAGAUCCCCCUGCAGUUUAAAACAGAUACAGUCUCUUCCUUCCCUGCCCCAAACUGUAGUGUAGGGCUACUGGGUGCUGUUAAUCAGCUGCCACAUUCCACCCCAGAGGUGGCUGCAUGGGUCAGUGGUACUGGUGUCUCGGCCUCUACUGAUGUGAUGACUCUGCUGGCCAGGAGCAUAUGCAGCCACGUGCUGCCUUGCAGUUUCCAUGAAAGAAUCUCUUGUUUCUUUUUAUUUCAGCAAAGACGAGACAGAGGGGGCUGCAAAAGUAGAGGAGUCCCCGAUAGAAGUGUAGCUUGUGUUAACAGCAGUGGUAGGAAUUGGUGAAGGCUAGUGUGCUUCUGGGACUGGGGCUUUUGCCCGCCUGCACCAGGAGGGAUCGUCCACCUCCGCCAGCCUGGAGCAUCAUCUACACGUCUCCCCAGGCAGCUGCGGCCACCUGGCUUCUGAGGCCAGCCUGAUGGCGGAGCCUCGCUUUAACAACCCCUACUUCUGGCCACCCCCUCCCACCAUGCCCAGCCAGGUAAGACCCCCUCCCUACCCUGCAGCAAGAGAAGCGAGGAGGGGCAGCUGUUUGCAGUCGUGGGUGAGGUCCGGCUGCAGAGCAGCGCGAUCCCAGCUGGACAACUUGGUUCUGAUCAAUAAAAUCAAGGAGCAGCUGAUGGCAGAGAAGAUCCGGCCCCCUCACCUGCCCCCCACCUCGGUCUCCUCCCAGCAGCCCCUGCUGGUGCCCCCCUCGCCUGCAGAGAGCAGCCAGUCCAUCAUGUCCCUCCCCAAACUGCAGCAGGUCCCAGGGCUGCACCCACAGGCCGUCCCCCAGCCUGAUGUGGCCCUGCAUGCCCGGCCAGCCACCAGCACGGUCACAGGUCUGGGGCUGGCCUCCCGUGCCACUGCAGUCAGCACCUCGGAAUCCAGCACUGGCACUAGCACCCCCUCCACCCCCACCUCCACCAGUCAGAGCAGACUCAUCGCCUCCUCGCCCACCCUCAUCUCAGGGAUCACCAGCCCCCCGCUCCUGGACUCCAUCAAGACAAUCCAGGGCCACAGCCUGCUGGGGGCGCCCAAACCAGAGCGAGGGCGAAAGAAGAUCAAGGCGGAGAACCCGUCGGGGCCGCCCGUCCUCGUAGUGCCCUAUCCCAUCCUGGCCUCAGGCGAGACAGCUAAGGAGGGCAAAACCUACAGGUGUAAAGUCUGCCCCCUGACCUUCUUCACCAAGUCGGAGAUGCAGAUCCACUCCAAGUCGCACACAGAGGCCAAACCUCACAAGUGCCCGCACUGCUCCAAAUCCUUCGCCAACGCCUCCUACUUGGCCCAGCACCUGCGCAUCCACCUGGGUGUGAAGCCGUAUCACUGCUCUUACUGUGAGAAAUCUUUCCGCCAGCUCUCCCAUCUCCAGCAGCACACCAGAAUUCACACUGGCGACAGACCCUACAAGUGCCCACACCCUGGCUGUGAAAAGGCUUUCACACAGCUCUCCAACCUCCAGUCACACCAGCGACAGCACAACAAGGAUAAGCCCUACAAGUGUCCGAACUGCUACCGGGCGUACUCGGACUCGGCGUCGCUGCAGAUCCACCUCUCUGCACACGCCAUCAAACACGCCAAGGCCUACUGCUGCAGCAUGUGUGGGAGGGCCUACACCUCGGAGACGUAUUUGAUGAAGCACAUGUCCAAACACACCGUGGUGGAACACCUAGUGAGCCAGCACUCACCUCAAAGGACGGAGUCACCCGGCAUCCCAGUGCGGAUCUCGCUCAUCUAAUUUGGGGCUUCCUCGCCCACCCCUACCCUGCGCAGCUCUCCUCCCCCCAAUCCGGAUCGCCAGGGGCCAGGGGGUGGCUUGGAGACGAUCACACAGACCACCCCCCCGGCACCGCCACCGAGUGCCCACGCCUGCCAAGCCACGGGGAGCAACUGCGAAGACACUCAUCUUUUGGGAGAAAUUAAUGAAUUAAUUAAUGUUUGGAAAACACCCCUCGGCCCUGGCUCCGCCCCCAGCACCCUGCCGGGAGAGCCAGGAACUCGUCCACAGUUUUGGUGACAUCCAAAGACUAUUUCAGAGCACUUUGAAUCUCUGUGUUUGGUUUCUUCAUUUUCUUUCUUUUUUUCCCUUCUUUCUUCCCCCACCCUAUUCUCCGUGCUCCUUUCUGCUCUCUUUUGGAUACAAGUAGAUAUAUAUAUAUUGGCCAAGAAGUUGGUGCUGCUAAAACCGAAAACCCGAACUGGACAGAGAAGUGCUGGAUGGCGUGGCGGGCAGGAUCCAGGGCCUGGCACUCGGGAUCCUACAGCCUCAGGAUGAGACUCUGGGACGUGACCAGCCUGGCGCUUGGUAUCUGCUGCCCCUCCUGGACUCUCCGUUGGGAGCCAGCAUGAAAGGGGAAUGGGUUAACCUGUUGGCUGGAGAGGUGAGAUCUGGUGGCGUGGGGACAGGCACUCGAGCAGCAGCCGCAGAAGGGAGACCUUUGUUCCACAGACGUGGCUGUUCCCCGCUGGGGCUUGUCCCUCUGCUGCUUUGUCUAACCUCGUUGGGAUGUUUUGGUUGUUUUCUUUGGUUUGUUUCAUUUGUCCUGGUUCGAGCUGCACAGGACUGGCUGGCUCUGUGGCCAUGCCGUGGUCCAUGCGCAUUUCACCCAUGCCCUCCCGUGGCGGCGCGAGGAAUCGCUGCUGGGGCUCGCCCAGCUGGGGUAAGUGUGGGGGCUGCCGGAGGAGGUGCUCAGCCAACGACAGGGACACAGUCGGGGCUGGCCAAGUUGAUAGAGGGCAGGGCUGGCCAUGCCUGUGUGGAAUCCAGAGAUGUAACCCAUGGAGACCGCAGGUCCCAGCAUGCCAUGCUCUAGUUUGAGCUAAGCAGUAUCCCACCAGAUCAGGAAAGCGCACUGCCUGCUUGGAGCUGUAGUCUGUAGGAUUGGGACAGCGAGUCAGGGAGACUGGCCAGCUCUGGUAUAGUCCCAGCUGUGGGCUCCCCUUUCCAGACCCCAGCUCUGCUAGGCCAGCCAUGGCGGAUGGGAGUGGAGGGGCACUUUGGCCAUGGUGCUGAGGAUCGGGGGCAGGGGCAUGGGAUUUCACAGCAGGAGUUUGGGAGCCUCAGCUGCCCACAGUCCGCUGCCUCCCCCCCACCUCGAGUCCACCUGGUGCUAACUAGGGAUUGUCCUGAGCUAUGAAGGGGUGUUUGCUAAGGAAGAGAGAGGGGGGGAGGGGGGCACUCGCCUCAGGUUAUGUUCUUUGACGUGGAUUGUUUUUCAAUCUCUUCCCCACUAUGGGCAUCCAGUGCUGCUGCUCUGGAAGCCCGGGCAUCACAGCAGCCCAGGCUAUCAGGGUUUCCAGAGUGGCAGCAGCCAGGGGCAAGGGAGCAGCCUGGGGUCUCCUCUCUCUCUGUUACCUCCUGGAUCCUGUGUUUGCUUAUCAAAGGGCUGGGCCCCAGGCAGAGUGUUGCGUGUGGGAGAGGGGAGUCCGCCCCAUGGGAAAGCUCCCUCCAGACUACCCCUACCAGGAAUGUCUCCACCCCCUGCGCCAUGCUGUACAACGGGCUCUGCCCCUCUGCCCAGGUUCCCAGCAGGGCACUGGCAAGCGCUUUCUGCACUGUCACAAGAUUCACAUAGAAACCCCAUACGGUCCCUGAACCCUGCAGUGAGGCUACCGCUGGCCCAGUCCCCGGGGCUUUGGAGCAGUCGGUUGCUGUGGCACCAGUCAGCUGCCGUGCGAAUUUCCCUGUCUCCUGCUGUGUUUGUGCAGGAUGGUAAUGAAGCCACCUGCAGAGCACCUGUUGUCUGGCACCGUAACACCUGGAACAUCUGCUGGCUGGGCACAGCUCCCGUUAGCCCUAUGCGCACUAGGGCUGGUGACUGGCUCCAUUUCUGGCCCAGCUGUAACCCCGCCCAUGCACAGAGCACCUGUCAGUUGUUCUGAACUUGGCUGACCCCACCUGGUUUGCGCUGUCGCUUGUGCUCUGAAACAGGGCCGGUUAGAGUCGGGUCACUUGCAAACCGGGCUGUACUGAGCACAGUGGGGACAUCAGCAGGAGAGUGCAGGGGAAAGCCUGCGUUGCCCCUACACCCUGCUGCUGGCGUUGGAGGAGAGCUGUGAGCCGUGACAUUAGCGGCACUUGGAUCUGAAAUUCUGGUUCACUGAGGUCUGAGUCUGCUGCCAUGAUGAAGCUCUCCCAGAGGUUAGUAGGGCAGGACAAGGCUGUGAGCCCCCCAGCUCCUGGGAUGCAGGGAACAAACCAGCUCCCUCCUGAGCAAACUAAAACGCAGAAGGGGAAGAGGAAAGCUGGCGUGCCCGGGGACUGUGCCUCAGGGGUUGGUUACUCUGUCCUUGGACCGUGUGGCUGGUCAGACGGGCACUGGGAGAAACGCAGAGUGGAGCGGCGUUCCUUCCCCACCUCCCCAGCACCCCCUGGGAAUCAGCCCCCCAGCAGUGCAGUCCCAUGGCAGGGAACCUUGGAGCAGAGUUAGGAGGGAGAAGUCCAGCAACGAGACACGAGGCCCUUCCCUUCCCUGGGGUCACCCCAUUGGGUACAGUAGUGGUACCACAGGCAUGGAUCCCACUGCUCUCCACGUGAUUCCCUCGGGUCACCUGGGGCACCAGCUUGAUCUCUGGCCUUGGGGGGACUGAGCUGAUUUGGGAGCUGCAGAGCCUGCUCUCAGGCCAGAUGGACUGGAGGGGGAUUCUGCCAGCCAAGGGUGCUGUGGAUCUGCCUCUCUGCCCUGCAGAAUCCCACAUGCCAAUCACUCAGAAGCAAAUGCAGCAGGAAGAAUGAUUUGUAACAUGUAAAUACCUCCAGUGCAGCAGCUUUGGAGGGGCCUGGCUCAGCCAGAGUCAACAGCAGCAGCAGGUCCUGCAGGGAACAAUUACACUAGGGUGGGAGCUCAGAGCUAACAGCUCAGCAGGGCCAGGACAGGGUCUAGGUAGGAGCUGGGACUGAUGGAGAGCUCACCUGCUCCAGCUGGAAGCACUGGCUGGCUGCUCACCCACUAACCCAGCUUCUCCCAGCAGGAGGCGCUGUGCAUUGCUGGAGAGAACAUCCUCCCAAGCAGGAGGUGAUACAGCUACCUGUGGCCACUUAAGCCUUUCACUGCCAGGACAGAAACCCUCCCAACCAUGAGAGAUUUAUAAAAGCAGAGCGGAUCCAUCCCAUCCCUCUUCCCCCCACAGCAGCAAAUCAUAGAUCCCUUCCUGUUUGGUGAAACCAAUUCAAUGUAGUAUUAAAAAAGCAGCAAGCAGAUGGGCUUGCCCUCCCCCUUGCCAGCCUCUCUUUUGGAAAGCCAUGCCCAUGCCUGUGUGUGGAUGGAUGGAUGGAUACGUGGAGUUUUAUAUAUAUAUAUACACACACACACGUGUGUGUGUGUGUGUGUAUAUAGAUAUGCACACACACACACGUCUACGUAUAGAGAAGGAAGAAUGCCCAACGUCCCCCAGCCCGCCAAGAAAGACUAGACAAAAACUCAUAUAUAUUAUGUACUCCUUGGUUCCGUUUUGGAUAUUAACUGUUAUUUUUAUACACUUUUUAAGCCUUAACUAUAUCAUUGUUUUACCAGGUUGUUUGUUUAUUGCCUACUCUGUUUAUUAAUUUGAUUCUCUUUUUACCCUACCCUCUGCCCUGACCUUUGUUUCUGAAUCGAUGUUGUACGAUAUUCAAUAUUGUAACCUUUUUGUCAGCAUGUUAAUACUGUGUAAAUAUGCCUCUUAUACAUACUGUUAACACAUCUUUGUUUUUCUUUUUUUUUUUCUAUAUGAAAAUCCAGGCCACGUGUCUCUAGAUCUAGUUAUUACCUUAUUAAAAAAGAAAAGGAUUCUCCCUC